UCAAUUCGACUGGUUCCGAUCCAUUGGCGCCACGCCCGAGGCCGUCGCCGUCCUGAACGAUCAGCCCAUUCUCUUCACCAUUCUCCUGAUUGUCCUUCUCGCCAUCAUCCUUCAGUGCGUCCUGCUCUGGUACAUUCACUUUGCGACUUUGAAACCCGAACAGCUGGAGAGAACAAGGAGCGUGCUUGUUGGAGAGUUUGUGCAUAGGAGCUGGGUCAUGUGGGGUGAUGCGAUUAUAUCGAUUUGAUCACCAUCGAAUUGUCGUACGAUGAACCGAAACUGUCGAUGGGAGAGGCGUCGCCAUGCUGGAUCCGACAGCAACCCCGCGGUGGAUCGAAAGGUUGGAUAAUGGGCCGAGCCAGGACUCGAGAGCUGGAUCGGUUUUGCAUGGCCGUUCUAGAGUAUCGAGCCACACUUAUUAGGAUGCUCGGAUGUCACAGGUUGCAUUCGACGUUCAUUUUUCUUGCACAAUACCAUUGCAUAUUAAAUUGUCAGGCCUCCAUCAAAUACUGGCGGAGUGUUUAUGUUGAACAACCUCCGACUCCCUGGGACGACGUUAAACUGCCCAUUCAUCCUCGGAAUGGUCCUCCAUCUCGAUUUCUUCCAAGAGCAUGGCCGAGUACCAGCGGGUUUGCGACGGCUCCCAAGAAGUAUCGUCAGAACCUUCAACGCUUCUGUCAUCGUUUCGUGAGCCACUUUCAGCAUCAUUUUCCCUUUCCAUUUGUGGCUGUGGAAUUGCGUUAUCUCCCCCAAUCAUGAUAACAUGACAAUCGCUGUGAGGAAGUGGUGAUAUUCGCUCUUGGAGUCCGCGUGUGUUGUCAGGCGUCGCGGAUUGCUCUUCCCCAGAGUCAA
Messenger RNA from Colletotrichum navitas, 852 nucleotides. RefSeq lists its product as uncharacterized. Lineage: Eukaryota; Fungi; Ascomycota; Sordariomycetes; Glomerellales; Glomerellaceae. The transcript is spliced from 2 exons. The record is from RefSeq and is a predicted model, not a curated record. Bases 286 to 759 code for a protein of 157 amino acids.